Messenger RNA from Fusarium subglutinans, 942 nucleotides. RefSeq lists its product as uncharacterized. The transcript is spliced from 3 exons. The record is from RefSeq and is a predicted model, not a curated record. NCBI's taxonomy places the organism in Eukaryota, Fungi, Ascomycota, Sordariomycetes, Hypocreales, Nectriaceae. Bases 1 to 942 code for a protein of 313 amino acids.
AUGAGUAUUCAUCCAUUCCUCAAGAUGGAGGGGGCCUCUAGGAGACAUUCGGCAGAAGACCCGAGCCAGACACACACCUAUCAAUGUUCGACUCAACCCCAAACCCCACCAUGUUCAACCUCAGGAAGCCCCAGGGUCAAGUUUGAGGGAGAAUUUGACGAAGGAGUUGAGGCCCUCAUUCGAACACAUGGACCAGUGAAAACCUGGACUCCAUUAUCUCCGCUCCCUGGACAUUCUCGCAACCCCAUGGCCCUUCAGCCUAUGAGAUCUAUUACACAACCACUGCCGCCUCGGUCUUUCCAAACAGUUGACCUUCCAAACGACUACCCGAUCUCAAGAAGAGGUACCAUCGGCGGUCAUAAUCGAUACUCGCUUGCAGUUGAUCAUCAACAGCAAUCUUCGCAGGGAAACUAUCGAAACCCAGACACGUCCUACGGCUAUGGCGCUUGCAGCCCAUCUCUUCAAGCACCAUCGAACACGCAUUGCUAUCCAAGUCCACCACCAGACGGUGAGGGUCGACACAUUAACCAGAAGUACACAACAGAGGAAGGUGACUACAUCAUCUACGCCUGGCAUGACAAGAAGAUGAAGUGGCAGCGCAUCAAGCAAGAAUUCGCAGCUCGAUUUGGCACUACUCCCGAACGUACAAUCCAAGGCCUCCAAGCGUGGUAUUACCGUAUGAACCAACGCAUACCUGUUUGGGAUCAGGAAGGCUGGCUCUGCUUCGAUAACGAAGAUGACCUUGAACCUCAGCAUGUCAGCAUCAAGGUCCGUGAAAGGGAUAACCAGGACAAACCCAUGGAGCCGCUGGGCAUAGCUCAGCGAUACCCCGAACGUGCUAUUCACUAUUCGUGGGUCGAUGCUGAGACUAAGUUCAAGGCCCAAGACUGGGGCACCUGCCAAAAGAGCUUUGCAAUAUCGCGACAGGAGAGAGAGACGUAG